Molecule: messenger RNA, 2022 nt
Organism: Daucus carota subsp. sativus
Lineage: Eukaryota; Viridiplantae; Streptophyta; Magnoliopsida; Apiales; Apiaceae
Exons: 3
Coding region: 578-1765 (395 amino acids)
Source: RefSeq, a predicted model, not a curated record
UAUAACCAACUGCAGCGUCAUCUGUGGUGCAGCUGCUGCUAGCCUGCUACUAAUAGUAAUUGCUGCACCAGAUGCAAUAUACAUAUGAUACAUAUAUUUCUCUACUCAUAACAAAAGAUAAGUUUAGGCUACUCUGUCAAAAUUGCACACCCCAAAGCAAGCUUCUCAUGUCUUGCUGCACCACUCUUCCUUCCUGCGAUUGUUUUCGUAUACAUACAAUGUUACGCUAUCAAUUCUCCUAAAACUGCAAGUCGGUAUAAAAAGGGCUUAACCGAAUCAUAUUAUAUAUAUAUAUUAAUAUUAUCAUAAGCACUACACUUGCGACCUGCUGUUAGUAAGAGACAAAAUUGAGAAGCAGUACCUAAAAGUGUUGCUGUUAGGCUCUCCCUUUCUCUCACAAAACAGACUAAAUGUCUAAAUGUGCUAAACUUUUUCACAAUCAGGCCUACAAAAACUUUUCACCUGUCCACUCCCAACUCCAUGUUUCAAACCUUUACAUUUUCAAAACCUAAAGCUCAGACCAUAUCUUUGUCCUUACAACUCCCAGAGAAAAUCACAAAAUAAAGAAAUAGCGUACAUGGCUCAUCCGAAUCUCUUGCGAGACGUGUUGAGAGAAGAUCAAGAACCAUUUCAACUCCAUCACUACAUCGCUGACAAGCAUUGUAUUAAUUUAUACAAGCCAACAUUUCAUCAAACAUCAUCCUUAAACCUUAACCUCUGCACAAAAUCAUGCUUCAAGCCACCGCUCUUCCAUUCUGCGCGUAAAAGACCAUCCAAGCCCCGAACCCGUGCCAUAAAUAUUGGAUUCUGUUCGUAUUUGAAGAGGCUCUGGGAUAAAAACAAGGCCAGAAAAUCUAGUGAUAAACUGGAAGUAAAUAGUGAAGAUGCUAGGCUUAGCACUGUGGGAUGGUCCGAGAGCAAUGAAGGCAAGUCACUGGAUAUGGAGAGCUCUUCUAGUAGUUCAACAUAUGAUUAUGCUGAUAUACAUUCUUGUGAAAAUAAAUGUAGCUCAAGCCAGCCUUUUUGUUUCGCACUUCAGAGGAGCUCUUAUGCUGAUCACACACCUGACUUCUUAUCUCCGGUCGCCUCCCCAAUUUCCCACGAUAAACAGCACAAUUAUGAUGAAGCGGAAAGUUUACAGAAAAUUCAAGUAGAAAAGGAAGAGGAAGAAGAAAAAAAUCAAUGCAGUCCAGUAUCUGUACUGGCCCCACCAUUCCAAGAUGAUGAUGAACAACACAGAGGAGAUGAGGAAGAUAGUGAAUUUGAUACUGAGCGCAGCUACGCAAGUGUGCAAAGGCUGCGCAGGUUUCAGAGAGUGGCAGAGUUGGAUCCGGUGGAGCUGGAAAAAACAAUGUUGGAAGAUGGCGAUGAAAUAGUGGUCAUAGUGGAAGAACAACUACACAAUCAUGUCAACUACCCAGAAUCUUUCGACAUGGAAGAAAAUGUUAAUGAGGUUGUUAGACAAGUGUUGAGCAGAUCAAAGCAGUACGAUGAAAACAAGAUAUCCUCAGACGUGAGACAGCUGCUCUUACAACUCAUCGAUGAAGAGAAAAAGAGUGGACCGGAUGUAGUAGUGAGUAGGGUGUGUAAGAGGUUAAAUGAAUGGAAACAAGUGAAAUCGAACACCAUUGAUAUGAUGGUGGAGUUGGACUUGAGAAAAGAUGUUGAUGUUUGGAAGCUGUACGAGGAGGAGGUACGAGAUAAGCUGGCUAGGGAAAUUGAGUCUGCCAUCUUUGGCUUACUGCUGGAGGAAUUAGUUUUCUAGUUGGAAGAACAAGUCUCUCUGUGGUAAGUUAGUUUUAAUGCAGAUAAUUUUUGUCCGUUCAUUUAUUCCAUGAACCGGGGGUCUGAAAUUAAGUCUUGAUUAGUGAGAGGUAGCUAGGUAGAUUAGUGCAAUGAAAUGCAUCUCUUGUGAUGUGAAUAUAUCUGUAAAAACUCUCUACUUUGGCAAUGUAACUAUUUAAGUAGCUAAAAUACAUGCAUGGAAACAACAAUAUUAUGUAACAAAAUACCAUUCACUAA